Ilex paraguariensis (yerba mate) is the source of this 2643-nucleotide messenger RNA. NCBI's taxonomy places the organism in Eukaryota, Viridiplantae, Streptophyta, Magnoliopsida, Aquifoliales, Aquifoliaceae. The record is from the annotation of a GenBank genome assembly.
UCUUUCCUUUCGGUUUCUCUCUCCUCUCUACUUUGCUCUGCCGUAUAGAGGAGACGAAAACCCUAGAACUCUUUUCAUUCCGUUUCUCUGUCUCUCAACGAUCGAAGAGGCCGAUUUAGAGAGAAAAAAAGAAGAGUGCCGGACUAAAGUGAAGCUCUAUAGUUGGAUAUCAAUUCCUGCAUAGUGUUCAUAUUUACUGUCCGCUGUUUUUUGGGUUACUCGCUACUUAAACUUUAUGGCUGCCCAGACAAGUACUAUGCUUAUUUCUUACUCACAAGAGAUUGUAGAUGGAGAGCCAAUAUAUGUCUCCUCAAAUUGCCUUCCAAUCAAGGCUUUUAAAUUCGAACCUGCUGGCCAUGCUUUUCACUCUGCUGCUCUUAGGCUUCUUGGUUGGUGUGAAGAAGAACAUGCAGAUAGUGAUGAUCAUAAUGUGCCCACUGAUAAGGGCCAGGCAUCUGUGCAGUCAUCGGAUUCAUACAGCACUAAAGGUAAAAAGAAAUCUGGUUCUGAAGGUAAGCUACAGGAUCAUUAUGCGUUACUGGGUUUGGGGCAUUUAAGGUAUCUUGCUACUGAGGAACAGAUAAGAAAGAGCUAUCGUGAGACUGCUUUAAAGCAUCAUCCGGACAAGCAGGCUGCACUUCUUCUUGCAGAAGAAACUGAAGCUGCGAAACAAGCAAAGAAAGAUGAAAUAGAGAACCACUUCAAGGCCAUUCAAGAAGCAUAUGAGGUGUUGAUUGAUCCUGUGAGGAGACGAAUUUAUGACUCUACAGAUGAGUUUGACGAUGAAAUUCCCACCGACUGUGCACCGCAGGACUUCUUCAAGGUAUUUGGACCAGCCUUUACAAGAAAUGGGCGCUGGUCAGUUAGCCAAACUGUCCCUUCUUUGGGAGAUGAGAGUACUCCACUUAAAGAAGUGGACAGUUUUUAUAACUUUUGGUACAGUUUUAAAAGCUGGAGGGAGUUCCCACAUGCUGAUGAGUUUGAUCUGGAGCAAGCUGAAUCCCGUGACCAUAAAAGAUGGAUGGAAAGGCAGAAUGCAAAGCUUUCAGAGAAAGCUAGGAAGGAGGAAUCCAUACGUGUACGUGCUCUUGUGGACAAUGCCUACAAAAAGGACCCCAGAAUUUUGAGAAGAAAGGAAGAGGAGAAAGCCGAGAAGCUGAGGAAAAAGGAAGCUAAACUUCUGGCAAAGAAAUUGCAGGAAGAAGAAGCAGUUAGAAUUGCUGAGGAGGAGAGACGUAGGAAAGAGAAGGAGGAAAAGCAAGCUGCUGAAGCUGCUUUACAUCAGAAGAAGGUGAAGGAGAAAGAGAAGAAGCUGUUGCGUAAAGAGCGUACUCGUCUCCGAACACUUGCAGUGCCUGUUUUGUCUAAGCAUUUGCUGGAUCUUACGGACGACGAUGUGGAAAGUCUUUGUAUGUCACUGGAUAUCGAGCAACUGAGAAAUUUAUGUAACAAAAUGGAGGGAAUAGAAGAACAAAGGCGAGCAGAGUUUCUCAGAGAGGCACUGGGGCGUAAUAGUGACUUGGAUGAGGGUAAACAACAUGGGAAGAACACCUCACGACAAAAUGGUUCUUUGGAGGUUAGUGGGAACUUGCCAUUCAUCAGCUUUGAGAAAAAGGAGAAACCUUGGGCCAGAGAAGAGAUUGAGCUCCUGAGAAAAGGGAUGCAGAAGUAUCCGAAAGGAACAUCUCGGAGGUGGGAGGUUAUUUCAGAGUACAUGGGGACUGGAAGAUCAGUUGAAGAGAUUCUGAAGGCAACCAAAACAGUUCUUCUCCAGAAACCUGACUCUGCUAAAGCAUUUGACUCCUUCCUUGAAAAGAGAAAGCCUGCACAGUCCAUUGCGUCUCCUCUGACGACUAGAGAGGAAGUUCAGGGGGUAUCUUCCAGCAAUGGGCCUGAAAGCAAUGCUGCUAAGAUGGAUGAUGUGAAGGAGUCUUCUGGCCAAACUACAGACCACCAAAACUCAGAAGAUGUUGCAAAUGGGGUUUCAUCCAGUUCAGACCAAGAUGUGUGGUCCGUGGUUCACGAGAGAGCACUUGUUCAAGCUCUAAAAACAUUCCCAAAGGACACUAGCCAGCGCUGGGAACGAGUUGCAGCUGCAGUUCCUGGAAAAUCUGUUAUCCAGUGCAAGAAGAAGUUUACACUGCUAAAGGAGAGCUUCAGGAACAAGAAAACUGCUGUGUAAGUUUUCUUAUCUGCUGGUAAGGUGACUAAUGGGCUUGAGAUGGUCCAUGUGUCCAAAUUCGAUUCUUUUGCCUCGAAGAUAGGAACCAGUAAGGUUACAUUACACCUCACGAAAGCAUUUUCCCCUCGAUUUUUGACCAUAAGUUUGUACCAGUUUUCUGUUUAGUUUAAAUAUAUCUUUAGAAUUUUGGAUUCAUAGUGUCUGAGAUUGAUAGUAAAGCAAGAUAUUCGAUCUUGACAAACCUCCUGGAGGUGUCGAUGAUGGUGGUUAAAUCGUUUUAUAAACGUUGUUUACCUAGGUGAUACUUUCCAUUUGAGCACUCAAGCUUUUUGUGGGUUGAGCAAACAAAUGAGGGUUAGUUUAUAUUCUUCUGAAAUCAGCUGAUGGAUUGUUGUAGAAGAGUGUUAAUUUUUUUUUCGAGCAGUUUGUCAUUAAGGCCAAUAGCUUAUAUUUAUUAAUAA